Procambarus clarkii (red swamp crayfish) is the source of this 543-nucleotide messenger RNA. RefSeq names its product variant surface antigen E-like. Lineage: Eukaryota; Metazoa; Arthropoda; Malacostraca; Decapoda; Cambaridae. The record is from RefSeq and is a predicted model, not a curated record.
AUGUCCUCAUUAUUGUCAUCUUCGUCAUGGAAUGAUGAUGAGACCCAACCAUCCACAACACAGCCAACCAUCCACAAUACAGCCAACCAUCCACAACACAGCCAACCAUCCACAACACAGCCAACCAUCCACAACACAGCCAACCAUCCACAACACAGCCAACCAUCCACAACACAGCCAACCAUCCACAACACAGCCAACCAUCCACAACACAGCCAACCAUCCACAACACAGCCAACCAUCCACAACACAGCCAACCAUCCACAACACAGCCAACCAUCCACAACACAGCCAACCAUCCACAACUCUAACCAACCAUCCACAACACAGCCAACCAUCCACAACACAGCCAACCAUCCACAACACAGCCAACCAUCCACAAUACAGCCUACCAUCCACAACACAGCCAACCAUCCACAACACAGCCAACCAUCCACAACACAGCCAACCAUCCACAAUACAGCCAACCAUCCACAACACAGCCAACCAUCCACAACACAGCCAACCAUCUACAGACCAUUCGAUCUUCCUUACACAGAGUAA